Messenger RNA from Peronospora matthiolae, 1773 nucleotides. The record is from the annotation of a GenBank genome assembly. Lineage: Eukaryota; Oomycota; Peronosporomycetes; Peronosporales; Peronosporaceae.
AUGUCCCUCUUCAAUACAGCAACCGAAGCUCUCUCGGAUACAACGGAUACCCUGACCGGCACAUCGGAUAGGUUGACCCGCACGACGCCAAGUGGUGCCCCAGCGAGGGAACCGACACCUGAUUCAGCGACUCCAGCCCAGACUCCAGCGUAUUCAACAAGGACGCCAACACCGGUACCAGGGACCGCAAGGUCACCACCAGAGACUGCUGGAGCACCAGAAUCGUCGAUCACAUCUGCAGGUUCAUUACCUCCACCUCCGUCGCCGGUGAUCGAGGUGGUUAGUGACACGUCCGCCCCCGAAUCCGAUAGCUCACCAGGUACUGCAGUUUCAGUCACCACAACGGUGACGGCUCCACCGCUUUAUAGUCCUAGCUCCAGCUUGGAUGCUGGUCCUGCUGCAUCGUACGAACCUUCUUCAGCCGCAGCGAGUGCGAAUGCCUCGACAACGGUUGUAAUAACCGUGAGCUCCCACUCGGGUGAUGGUGAAGCUGCCUCUUCGGGGUUUAUCGUAGUGCAAACCGACGAUGGCGGUCUGGACACUGGUAGUAUCCUGGGUGUGGUUGCAGGCUCCAUUGCAGCAGUUUUGCUGGCUAUAGGGGUUAGUUGGUGGCUUUGCCGCCGCAGGAGAAGCAAGAGGACUGCCGGGUCGUCGUCCUUUGAAGCUUCUUACACUGUCGGACCCUUCACGGUACCUGCGGCGGACCCGAUCACGCUGGAAAGCUACACGCCAGCAGCUGCAACUACUAUCCGGGACCUGGACUGUAUUGAUCGGACUGUAGAUCUCGACAGCACAGUAAACCUGGACUCGACCCUGCGGCUCGAGAACAGCGCGACGUUGAUUCCGACCAAGAAAUCGUCCAAGUCGAACUCGAGCUUAUCGGAAGACGAAGUCAUUACAGCAGCCCGGAUUCCGCUGGAGAAGCUCCUUCGAAAGGAGCUCAUCAAUGAAGGAGGACAUGGAGCAGUGUACAAAGGAUUGUACCGUGAUGAAGACGUGGCAAUCAAGGUGCUGCUGCCCGAGAAGCGGAAAGACAUGUGUCAGAUCAACCUCUUUCUGGCUGAGAUCAAGAUGAUGGCAAGUGUCGAGCAUCCCCGAAUCGUGCGUUUCGUUGGGGUGGCGUGGGAUGCAUUGAGCGAUCUCUGUGCUGUCUCCGAGUUCAUGCCAGGAGGCGACUUGUUCACACUAUUGAGACGCUUUGACCGCGUCGAGCACCGCGUCCAAGGGUUUGACCUUGACAAGGCCACGAUCGCACUUCACGUGGCCCAAGCACUGACGUAUUUGCACUCUUUGGACCCCAUUGUACUACACCGGGACCUCAAGUCAAUGAACAUUCUGCUAUCAGAAGAGCUCGAGGCGAAGCUCACGGACUUUGGUGUCUCGCGCAAGUUCACCGUGAACACAAUGACAGCAGGUGUCGGUACAAGGCGCUGGAUGGCACCUGAGGUCAUGAUGGGGAAGCGCUACAACACGAGCGCCGACAUCUUUUCCUUCGGGGUGGUCCUGUCCGAGCUCGACUCGCACCAGCCUCCAUAUGCCAGUGCCAUUGCUACUAUCACUGCUGAAGCAGGCGAGAAGGUAUCCGAGACAGCGCUAAUGGAGAUGGUAGCGAUGGGCCGCGUCCGAGUGGAAUUCUCAGCUCAUACACCUACGGCACUGGUGGAAUUAGGGCACGCUUGUGUGGCCGUGGACCCUACGUCAAGACCUGAUGCUGCCAACGUGCACUAUCAGUUGCAGAAACUUUUACGCAAGUAUCAGCAGUAUACGCUAUAG